AUGGCCCCAAACCCCGCCUUCCAGAGUGCCCCACGAGCCCGGCCCGAGCUCUCCCGCCCUCACAGAGGGCGUUGGGGAGCCGGCCCCGCGCCCCGCCGGAGGGCGGUGGCGGCGCGGGGCUUCCGCGUCCGGGUCGCGGCGGUGCCGGGAGGCGGCGCCGGCGCGGCGGGGCUGGGGGACACCAUGGCCUUGCGGUGGUGGUGGCGGAGCGGCGCCUGGUGCCGCCGGGCGCCGCCGCUGGGCUCCGUGCCGAGCCCCGGCCCCCGCGCCCCGCCGGCCCCCAGCGCGGCGAUGUGUCACAUUACCCAAAGAACUUCAACUUUCUCGUUUCCAAAAAUAUGUAGUAUAUUUUGGCGGUUUCAUCAUACAAGUACAUCCCAUUGCUGCAGCUGCGGUAAGACAAUUAGUGAUGAAAAAUACCAAGACCCUUUCCAACUUGGUAGAAAAGACUUGAAGAAUCUCUAUGAAGAUAUUAAAAAGGAAUUGCUGGUCUCUGCAGCAGAACUUAAGGAAAUGUGUGAUUAUUACUUUGAUGGGAAGGGAAAGGCCUUUCGACCAAUGAUUGUGGUGCUAAUGGCUCGGGCUUGCAACAUUCACCAUAAUAAUUCCAAGGAGGUGCAAGCAAGCCAGCGCUCUGUGGCCAUAAUUGCUGAGAUGAUCCAUACAGCCAGUCUAGUUCAUGAUGAUGUUAUUGAUGAUGCAAAUUCUCGCAGAGGAAAAAGGACACUUAAUCAAAUCUGGGGAGAGAGAAAAGCUGUUCUAGCUGGUGACUUCAUCCUCUCAGCUGCUUCUGUAGCUUUAGCACGAAUUGGAAACACUACUAUCAUCUCUGUUCUAACUCAGGUGAUUGAAGAUCUGGUGCGUGGUGAAUUCCUCCAGCUGGGUUCCAAGGAAAAUGAGAAUGAGAGAUUUGCUCACUACCUCGAGAAGACUUUUAAGAAGACAGCAAGUCUGAUAGCAAACAGUUGUAAAGCAGUUUCAAUUCUAGGCUGCCCUGAUCCUAAAGUUCAUGAGAUUGCAUACCAGUAUGGAAAAAACGUUGGCAUAGCUUUUCAGCUGAUAGAUGAUGUGCUGGAUUUUACAUCAUGUGCAGACCAUCUGGGGAAACCAACAGCAGCAGAUCUCAAGCUUGGAUUAGCCACAGGCCCCGUUUUGUUUGCUUGUCGACAGUUUCCAGAAAUGAAUGCUAUGAUAAUGAGGAGAUUCAGUAAGCCAGGAGAUGUUGAACGUGCACGGAAAUAUGUGUUGCAGAGUGAUGGUGUGCAGCAGACGACCUACCUCGCCCAGCGCUACUGCCACGCGGCCACGCGCGAGAUCCGCAAGCUGCGGCCGUCCCCCGAGAGAGAGGCGCUCGUGCACCUGACCGAGAUGGUUCUCAUGCGAGACAAGUGAGACAGCUCCUUCCUCUCCUUCUGGCAGCUACUUACCAGACUGUGCCUGAAUUCAUUUCAAAAGUUAUUUGCUUCCAACACAAGCUACCAAAAAAUAUUUUUUUAGAAAAAAAACUUUUUUUUUUUUUUUAAGUUCUACUUUUUUUUAAAAACAGAAGUUUAAAGUGUUUUACUGCAGGAAGCCAUGCAAUUCAGAGCAAAUCAAACUGUGCUGUACAAUUGUUUUAGCAGGGGCUAUUGAUUGUGGGGGAUGGGGAAGAUGUUUACAUGUUGAUGCACAAAGGCCACAAUGAGAAUAAAUAUAAAUCAGUGUAUGAAAACUGAAGUUGUUCCAAAUUUCACUUGUUUACAUUAAUAAACAACAUGCAUGUACAGGAGUUGGUAAACUCCUGUGAAGAGA
This is a messenger RNA of Oenanthe melanoleuca, 1791 nucleotides long. It is a transcript of the gene PDSS1, whose product is annotated as decaprenyl diphosphate synthase subunit 1. Bases 1 to 1392 code for a protein of 463 amino acids. Gene Ontology annotation, cellular component: mitochondrion; transferase complex. NCBI's taxonomy places the organism in Eukaryota, Metazoa, Chordata, Aves, Passeriformes, Muscicapidae. The record is from RefSeq and is a predicted model, not a curated record. Gene Ontology annotation, molecular function: prenyltransferase activity. Gene Ontology annotation, biological process: isoprenoid biosynthetic process; ubiquinone biosynthetic process. The transcript has 11 exons.